GAAAUGCAAUGGCGGAAGCAACACCCAAAAAACACCAAACUGAACACUGGAAGCGUUUAGACAGUGUACAGGACGCAGAGAGCUUACGACAGGAAUCAGUCAAUGCAAAACAUCAUCAUUUAAUUACUGAAAUCGAAACCUCAGACGGUCCUCUUGCUACAACGUUACGAGCUGUGUAUGAUGAUGAUGAGCUUAACAAGUUUGAACACUUGCUGGACAGCACAAUUAAGUCACAUGACCGGGAAAUCGAGCGCAUGUGUAAUUACCACUACCAGGGCUUCAUUGACUCAGUUAGGGAAUUACUUCAAGUCAGCACUGACGCUGCUCACCUCAGGGGUGAAAUAGAUGCCACAAAUACUGCACUACAGGUGUCAUGUGAACCGUUGAUGGCGAAAGGUGAUCAUUUGGUUCGUUGUCGACGGGUGCAGAAAAAUAUUGCAUCAGCCAUAGAGCAACUGUCGUUAUGUCUUCCAGUUUUGGAAAUGUAUGGUAAACUACAGGAUCAGAUGAAAGAUAAAAGAUUUUACCCGGCUUUGAAGACGCUGGAACAGUUGGAGCAUACAUAUCUUCCACGUGUAAGCACGCAUUGGUUCUCCGAAACAAUGACUGAAGCAAUACCGCAGCUACGGAAUCGUAUAAAAGAGGCUUCCAUGAUAGAUCUGAAAGACUUCCUUGAAAAUAUUCGCAAACAUUCAGCUAAGAUUGGCGAGGUUGCAAUGAGACAUGCAGCAGAACAGAACAACAUGGAUCCAUCCAUAGUAAAGAAGAAAGUAAAGAAACGUAAAGCUCCUGCCCCACCUAACCCCUUCACUGGAGAGAGGGAGGAUGAGGCUUCACAGGAUUUACAUGUCUCAGACAAUGAGGAGGAGGAAGAGGAGCUUAGUGCACAAGAUCUGAUUGAUUUUUCACCUGUAUACAGAUGUCUGCAUAUAUACACAGUUCUGAGUGAUCGUGAAAAUUUUGAGACAUACUACAGAAAACAGAGGCGAAAACAAGCACGUCUUUCCCUUCAACCACCUCCAAAUAUGCAUGAUUCAAUAGACAGUUACAAGAAAUACUUCCACGAUAUUGUAGGGUUUUUUGUAGUUGAAGAUCAUAUACUUAGUACAACACAAGGUCUAGUCAACCGUGCCUACAUGGAUGAAUUGUGGGAAACUUCAGUUAGCAAAAUAGUCGCAGUUCUCAGAACUAAUUCAGCCCAGUGCAAGGAAGGCAGUAUGAUGUUGGAAAUAAAGAAACUUAUAGUAUUGUUUUGUCAUACAUUAAAGGGCUAUGGGUUUAGUGUUGGUCAUCUUCUAGAGUUACUGCUUGAACUAAGGGACCAGUACAGUGAUACAUUAACAAGACAAUGGGUGGGGGUGUUUAAUGGUAUAUUUGUGGAGGAUAACUACACACCAAUAUACAUCGAGAACGAAGCUGAAUUUAUAUCUGUGAUAACCCAGUUCCCAUUUCAAGAUGAGGAACUUCAACAAGCACCGUUUCCGAAGAGAUUUCCAUUUUCCGAGUUUGUUCCAAAUGUUUAUAACCAAGUUAAAGAAUAUAUCAAUGCUUGCCUAAAAUUCUCUGCUGAUUUACAUUUAAGUCAUACAGAAAUUGAUGAUAUGAUACGAAAGUCAACAAACCUGCUGUUAACUCGUACACUGAGUGGAUGCCUUUCAUCUCUUAUAAAGAGACCAAAUCUCAGUCUUUUACAGCUUAUACAGAUAUCAAUUAACAUGAAUUAUCUUGAGAAAUCCUGCACACAUUUAGAGGAAUAUAUCUCUAGUAUAACUGGUGCUGAGAAAGAUAGUGUACAUGCUGCCAGAUUGCAUGGAACUUCAAUGUUUAAGGAUGCAAGAAGUGAGGCAGAAGACUAUAUCUACAGAAAGCUCAAUCAGAAGAUCGAUGAAUUCCUGGACCUAGCUGCAUAUACGUGGAGUCAGUCGGAACCAAGUGGAAAUCCCAGUGGUUAUUUGAUGGAUCUGGUAGCUUUUCUGCAGAGUAUAUUUAUGUCCUUCACCAACCUGCCGAGAUUAUUUUGUCCUAUUCGGGAGAAGGUAGCAAAGACUGCGUGUAUGUCAGCGUGUAAACACAUUGCUCAAAGCUUGAUGGACUUCUUGCUGGAUAACAAUGUCCAGUUAAUGACUCCUCAUGCAUUGCAACAAUUUAACCUUGAUAUUACACAGUGCGAAGAGUUUGCAGCUUCAGAACCAGUACCGGGAUUCAAUGAUGGUACAUUGCAGCUGGCAUUUGCUGAUCUAAGACAGUUGAUGGAUCUGUUUCUGAAGGAUGACUGGUCUACAUAUCUCAAUGAAUAUGGCAACCCAAAAGCCAAGUAUAGCCGUGUUCAACCUCAUGUUGCUAUCAGUAUCAUGGAAAAGUUAAGUAACUCUGAGAAGAAGAAAACAAAAGUUUUUGCAUCAUUGAAGAAGAAUGAAAGAGACAAGAAGAAAUUACAAGAGCUGGUCUUGAAGCAGUUAAAAGGACUUGUAAAUGGACAGCCUGCAGCACAGAGCUGAGUGUGUGAUAAUGUGUACAUCUUUCAACCUUAUUUAUGAGAUUAUUGUUGCUUUAUCACCAUUGGAGCAGUUCAAUACAGAACUGAAAAACUACUGUUAAAAAUCAUCUAUGUAACAGUAAUGUGUUCAGCUUAGGAAAGCAGGUACAGGCAUGUAAUCAGAUGCUGAAAUACACAGACCCUCACUGGGUAGAUGUAGAAUUCUUCCUUAUAAAAAAGCUACCCAAUUGGCUUGUAGAAGGUUGUUGGUUCUGCUCCUGUACUCAUGUGUUCCUGAAAUAAUAUAUGGAGGGGUGCUUGGAUCUUCCUCCUCCAUAGAAGUCUGGACAAGUGAACAUAUGACUUACAGACAUGUUAGUGUUACUUAAAACCCAAACAAAAGACAAAAAUCCACUGAGGCAGAAACUUUCAAGGGAGUCUGAGGACAUGUACCUCUAAAUGCAUGUGGUUUGCUUUUUGUAUGCUUGAUGGGAAGCAUCAUGUGAUGGCAGUGGUCUUCCAGCGUUUUCUCUAUGAUCCUCAAACUUGGCAGGCAGUGUAAAGGUCAAGGUCACAUUGACAGUUUGUUAUAUUUUGAGAAAGACACUACAGUUCAACUUGACAAGUACUUAGUGGGUUAUCCCUAACACUUUUGAGGUCAGUGGGUCCUAGGUCAAGUUCAUAGUGACCCUUAGUACCAAAAGAACAUUCACCAUGGACACAUACUGAUUUUGAGGGUUUCAUAGUCACAGUUGCUGUUGUGGUAAAUUGUCGGAUAGAAAUAUCAUGUGCUGCUGGUUUUCAGUUUAGUUUCUUGUCAAUACCCAAAAUGCUUUGACCUUGAUAGGCGUACUUGUCCCGGUACAACAGUGCUAAUUGUUGUUGAGGUAGUUGGGCAUGGUGUGCAUUAUCUUAGCUGUGUCCUUGAAACAUAUUUUUUGGACGUAUAUACAUUUUUAGCUCACCUGUCACAAAGUGACAAGGUGAGCUUUUGUGAUCGCGUGGCGUCCGUCGUCCGUGCGUGCGUCCGUCAGUCCGUGCGUAAACUUUUGCUUGUGACCACUCUAGAGGUCACAUUUUUCAUGGGAUCUUUAUGAAAGUUGGUCAGAAUGUUCAUAAUGAUGAUAUCUAGGUCAAGUUUGAAACUGGGUCACAUGCGGUCAAAAACUAGGUCAGUAGGUCUAAAAAUAGAAAAACCUUGUGACUCUCUAGAGGCCAUAUUUUUCAUGAGAUCUUCAUGAAAAUUUGUCAGAAUGUUCACCUUGAUGAUAUCUAGGUCAAGUUCGAAACUGGGUCACAUGGGGUCAAAAACUAGGUCAGUAGGUCUAAAAAUAGAAAAACCUUGUGACCUUUCUAGAGGCCAUAUUUCUCAUUGGAUCUUCACGAAAAUUGGUCAGAAUGUUCACCUUGAUGAUAUCUAGGUCAAGUUUGAAACUGGGUCACGUGGGGUCAAAAACUAGGUCAGUAGUUUAAAAAAUAGAAAAACCUUGUGACCUCUCUAAAGCCCAUAUUUCUCAAUGGAUCUUCAUGAAAAUUAGUCAGAAGGUUCACCUUGAUGAUAUCUAGAUCAAAUUCGAAACUGGGUCACAUGUGGUCAAAAACUAGGUCAGUAGGUCUGAAAAUAGAAAAACCUUGUGACCUCUCUAAAGGCCAUAUUUUUCAUGAGAUCUUCAUGAAAAUUGGUCAGAAUGUUCACCUUGAUGAUAUCUAGGGCAAGUUUGAAACUGGGUCACAUGGGGUCAAAAACUAGGUCAGUAGGUCUAAAAAUAGAAAAACCUUGUGACCUCUCUAGAGGCCAUAUUUCUUAAUGGAUCUUCAUGAAAAUUGGUCAGAAUGUUCACCUUGAUGAUAUCUAGGUCAAGUUCGAAACUGGGUCACAGUCAGUCAAAAACUAAGUCAGUAGGUCUAAAAAUAGAAAAACCUUGUGACCUCUCUAGAGGCCAUAUUUCUCAAUGGAUCUUCAUGAAAAUUGGUCAGAAUGUUCACCUUGAUGAUAUCUAGGUCUAGUUCGAAACUGGGUCACGUGCGGUCAAAAACUAGGUCAGUAGGUCUGAAAAUAGAAAAACUUUUUGACCUCUCUAGAGGCCAUAUUUUUCAUGGGAUCUUUAUGAAAAUUAGUCAGAAUGUUCAGCUUGAUGAUAUUUAGGUCAAGUUCGAAACUGGGUCAUUUGCGGUCAAUAACUAGGUCAGUAGAUCUAAAAAUAGAAAAACCUUGUGACCUCUCUAGAGGCCAUAUUUUUCAUGAGAUCUUCAUGAAAAUUGAUCAGAAUGUUCAUCUUGAUAUCUAGGUCAAGUUCGAAACUGGGUCACGUACGGUCAAAAACUAGGUCAGUAGGUCUAAAAAUAGAAAAACCUUGUGACCUCUCUAGAGGCCAUAUUUCUCAAUGGAUCUUCAUGAAAAUUGGUGAGAGUGUUCAGCUUGAUGAUAUCUAGGUCAAGUUCAAAAGUGGAUCAUGUGCGGUCAAAAACUAGGUCAGUAGGUCAAAAAAUAGAAAAACCUUGUGACCUCUCUAGAGGCCACAUUUUUCAUGAGAUCUUCAUGAAAAUUGGUGAGAAUGUUCACCUUGAUGAUAUCUAGGUCAAGUUCAAAAUUGGGUCACAUGCCUUCAAAAACUAGGUCAUUAGGUCAAAUAAUAGAAAAACCUUGUGACCUCUAGAGGUCAUAUUUUUCAAUGGAUCUUCAUGAAAAUUGGUCAGAAUUUUUUAUCUUGAUGAUAUCUAAGUCACAUGUGCUCAAAAACUAGGUCACUAUGUCAAAUAAUAGAAAUAACGACGUCAUACUCAGUUCAAAACUGGGUCAUGUGGGGAUAGGUGAGCGAUUCAGGACCAUCAUGGUCCUCUUGUUGUCAUAAUAUUCUCAGUUAAACAGACUGUUAAGAAGACAAAAGAUAGAAAACUGAGGCACAGUUAAAACUUUUCUUUGCUGCAGGGUAGUAAUAGUGAUAGUUGAGAUGUUGUUUGCAAAUUGAGCCCAGUUGGCUACUUAUUUGUGGAAAAUGCUGAAGAUCAGUUUUCUGUUUCAAGGUAUUCAUCAGAUAAUUAAGUCCGGACAAUAGACUCAAAAUGAUAAAUUUUGUAUUACUCUGUCUUUGUCAAAUUAGCAAAGGCAGUAAUGAAACUUUGCAUGAAUACACAUUUUACAGCUACAGUCAGCUUUGAAAUUUUUUUAUCACCUUCAGUAUGUUAUAGACAAAGCUAUUUAGUCUUAUUCUAAGUUUCAUACUGUAAAUUAUUGAUGAAUAUGAACCCAUGUCCUUAUGGUGUAAACACUUUAAAGGUCUUGAACAAAACUGGAACAUUUAUAUCCCAUGAUAUUCAGUUGUGUAUCACCCAUAUCUUUGCCAUGUAAAUAUUUCCUCAAAAACUUGCCACAAAAAAAGAUAAUGUUGUUGUGAUUCUGCAGUUAUAUUUUAAUCCACAAAGAAGUAGCAUGAUUAACUUGUGUGUAACAGUAUGCACAAGAGACUGUGAUCAUUAUUUGUUGCUACAGACUACACUGUUUUGCUGUAUCACCAUAUAGGCCAGUGUACAUGGCAUUAAGUUUUGUUUUUUGCAAAUAACGCUUAACUGAAUUAAAGUAGAAAUGUUUAAGUGGAGUCUAUGGUAAUUUUUUUUAUACCAUUCUCUUCAAAUUGGCAUUUCCUUAUAUUAUAAUUUCAGAUUUACGUCUCAUAUUAAUGGGCAUAAUAAUUUAUGCCAGCUGGCUAUUUGCAAAUUUUUUUUUCGUGCUUUUCAAAUCAUUGUUGAUUUCUGUGACAGACGAGUCAUUUUGUUGUUGUUGUUUUUAUGCAUUUGAUAACCAGUUUUUUUUUUUGGUUUGGGACAAUAUGGGUUAAAAAAAUUUCUCCCUUUUUUCUGAUUUUUUAGCUCACCUGUCACAAAGUGACAAGGUGAGCUUUUGUGAUCGUGCGGUGUCUGUCGUACGUGCGUCCGUGCGUGCGUCCGUAAACUUUUGCUUGUGACCACUCUAGAGGUCACAUUUUUCUUGGAAUCUUUAUGAAAGUUGGUCAGAAUGUUCAUCUUGAUGAUAUCUAGGUCAAGUUCGAAACUGGGUCACGUGCCGUCAAAAACUAGGUCAGUAGGUCUAAAAAUAGAAAAACCUUGUGACCUCUCUAGAGGCCAUAUAUUUCAUAAGAUCUUCAUGAAAAUUGGUCAGAAUGUUCACCUUGAUGAUAUCUAGGUCAAGUUUGAAACUGGGUCACGUGCCUUCAAAAACUAGGUCAGUAGGUCUAAAAAUAGAAAAACCUUGUGACCUCUCUAGAGGCCAUAUAUUUCACAAGAUCUUCAUGAAAAUUGGUCAGAAUUUUCAUCUUGAUGAUAUCUAGGUCAAGUUCGAAACUGGGUCACGUGCCUUCAAAAACUAGGUCAGUAGGUCUAAAAAUAGAAAAACCUUGUGACCUCUCUAGAGGCCAUUGUUUCACAAGAUCUUCAUGAAAAUUGGUCAGAACGUUCAUAUUGAUGAUAUCUAGUUUUUUUGCAGUUUUAUGAUGGUAUGAAUCAGUUGUAGUGAAAGCUCUAGUAUUAAAUCACUCCAGAAUGCAAUAUUUAUACAUUGUUGAGGUAGUGGUCUUAUAAUGACAAUUGGUAUUUUCCAUUUAAUUACAUAAAAUCUAUACACAGUUUUAAAAUUCUCUGUAUGCAAUUUUAGCAUUCUGUGUGUGUGUGUUUGGGUUUAACAUCUUUUUCAACAAUUUUUCAGUCAUAUAAACGACGGUGUCUACUUGUAGCAGUGAGCACUGUGCCCAACUUUAUAGUGCUGCCUCACUGGAAUAUCACGACGUAGACACAUGGCAUGAUACCCCACCCAGUCACAUUAUACUGACACCUGGCUAAUCAGUCCUAGCACUAUCCUCGUAAUGCUGAACGUCAAGCGAGAAAGCUACUAGUACCAUUUUUAGCUCGACUAUUCGAAGAAUAAGUAGAGCUAUCCUACUCACCACGGCGUCAGUGUCGGCAUCGGCGUCACACCUUGGUUAAGUUUUUCGUACCAGUCCACUUUUUGACAAAGUCUUUUGAGAUAAAGCUUCGAAACUUUCAACACUUGUUUACCAUCACCAUGGCCAGUUAUAGGCAAGAGCACAGAACUCUAUCAAGGAUUUUGGCUGAAUUAUGGUCCCUUUUGACUUAGAAAUCAUGGUUAAGUUUUUCGUACCAGUUCAUAUUUUGGCAAAGUCUUUUGAGAUAAAGCUUUGAAACUUUCAACACUUAUUUAGCAUCAACGUGUCUAGUUAUAGGCAAGAGUACAUAACUCCAUCAAGGAUAUUGGCUGAAUUAUGGCCCCUUUUGACUUUGAAAUCUUGGUUAAGUUUUUCGUACCAGUUCAUAUUUUGGCAAAGUCUUUUGAGAUAAAGCUUUGAAACUUUCAACACUUAUUUAGCAUCAACGUGUCUAGUUAUAGGCAAGAGUACAUAACUCCAUCAAGGAUAUUGGCUGAAUUAUGGCCCCUUUUGACUUUGAAAUCUUGGUUAAGUUUUUCGUACCAGUUCAUAUUUUGACAAAGUCUUUUGAGAUAAAGCUUUGAAACUUUCAACACUUGUUUACCAUCACCAUGUCCAGUUAUAGGCAAGAGCACAUAACUUCAUCAAGCAUUUUAGCUGAAUUAUUGCCCUUUUUGACUUAGAAAUCUUGGUUAAGUUUUUCGUACCAGUUCAUAUUUUGGCAUAGUCUUUUGAGAUAAAGCUUUGAAACUUUCAACACUUGUUUACUAUCACCAUGACCAGUUAUAGGCAAAUGUACAUAACUCCAUCAAGGAUUUUGGCUGAAUUAUGGCCCCUUUCUACUUAGAAAUCUUGUAUUAAAGUAAGUUUUCCGUACCAGUUCAUAUUUUGUGUAAAGUGUUUGACAUCUGGCUUUGAAACUUUUAUCACUUAUUCAGUAUAAUAGUUUAUAUCUGUAGGAAAGAGUACAUAACUCUGUCAUCUAUUUUGGCUGAAUAACAGCCUUUUUUGGACUUGGAAAUCUGUUCUGCUUUCAUACAAGUCUAUGUUUUGUCAAAACUAUUUGACAUAUAGCUUUUAAACUUUGAACACUUGUUUAUCAUUAUGAUUUCCAUCUGUAGGCAAGAGUACAUAACUCUGACAACUAUUUUGGCUGAAUUAUGGCCCUUUUUGGACUUUGAAAUUGGUUCACACAUUGCCAUUUAGUGCAAGACUUACCGAAAUCCACAAAUACUGGAACAUUGUCUAAUCUAUUUUUUUCUUUUGUCUGAAUAUCUAUGUUAAUAUUUUGACCCCGUUAUUCAAUCAAUUCUUCGAAUAGUCGAGCGCGCUGUCAUCAGACAGCUCUUGUUUACGUCUUUGGUGUGGUUACGGAAAAGCAAAUAUUUGUUAUAGUUGAAGGAUGCUGAAAUAGCGUAUGAUUGUAAGAAAUCACACAGAAAUUGUGGAUUGUUAUUACAGGUCCACAACCUUAAAUAUGAGCUGUAAACAAACAAUUAAUUACAUUUGAGCCACGCCAUGAGAAAACCAACAUCGUGCGUUUGCGACCAGCAUGGAUCCAGACCAGCCUGCGCAUCUGUGCAGUCUGGUCAGGAUCCAUGCUGUUUGCUAACGAUUUCUCUAGUUGCAAUAGGCUUUGAAAACGAAUAGCAUGGAUCCUGACCAGACUGUGCGGACGUGCAGGCAGGUCUGGAUCCAUGCUGGUCGCAAACGCAAUGUGCUGGUUUUCUCAUGGCGUGGCUCAUUUGGAUAUACUAAUGUACCUACCUGUACAAUACUUUUAUCAGUGAAUAUUAUGCUGAAUAGUUUUGGUGAAACAUAAUUGUGAUAUCGAUAAAUAUAAUUGUUUUAUACUUGUAUAUAUAUCACAUAGGUACGUUUUGGUGAAUACAUCAAUAUAUGUAGGUGAUCAUGAUAUAACUAGCUGAUUUUAAGGAAAAAAAACUGUUUUUUUUUGUGUUUUGUAACAUGUAUUUUAUUAGCUGACCAGAGCAGAACAUGCUCAAAGGUGAGCUAUUGUGCUCACUCACCGUCUGUCACCUGUCCAUUAUCUGUCUGUCUGUCUUUCAACAAUUUCUUUAAACAUCAUCUCAUUAGUUGAAAAUGGAUUAUCCUUAUAUGGUCCUGUUUUCAGAAUUGUCCUGCUGAUUGUACAUUGGCGCCACCAGAGCAAAAAAUAGAAAAAUCUUCAAACAACAUCCUCUUCCAAUUAUUCAGAUAUGUCAAAAAAGGUGGGGAAGUCAUAGCUUUUCUAUAUAUGAAAUAGUAUAAAAAUAUUUUUACACUCGAGGUUUCCUUUGUGACACUUUACAAGGAUGAUUAAAACUUAUUCUGAUUUAUCAAAAAAAAAAAAAUGUUUGUCAAAAGUCUUCAAAUAACAUGGAAAGUUUUGGUCUGAUUUUGAAAUAAUUUGCAGAAUCAUUCCUUGGAUGUCCGCAGGGAUCAUCCUACAAGGCGAUUUGAGCGAUAUCGUCGCUUUAAAGUUGGCCACUUCGCCUAAUUAUUGCCUCCGGGCGAAAUCCGAAUCGCCGAGUUUUUCAGCGAGUUAUUAUCUGUUUACUUAAAGUUGUAAAACUUGAUGCAUAUUCUAGAUUAAAUUAUCGAUAAAUCCAAAGUCAACCCCGCCUACUCGCCUGUCAAACUUCAGCCAAUCGUAGCGUUAAUAUCCAACAGUGUCAAUCAAUAAUAUUGUAAGCCGCCGCCAUUUUGAAAAUUUUCAAUCUGCGUGUAAAAAGCCGAUAAACUUAACGAGAGCAUGAUCUUCUGCAACAAUUGUAUAUUAUUCUUUCAUUUUAUUAAAGAUUACUUCAAAAAUUAUUUCAAUUACCAUGAUUACGGCCAAUUUCUGUAAAUGGAUUGCUGGGGUACUGCGGAUAAAAAAUGAUUUCGCGACAGAACAGCCGUACAAAAUAUUGUAAAAAGAUGGUCAUUAUCUACAAGUUUGGUAUCAUUUUCGAAAGAAAUAAUAUAUAAAUUAAUUAAAUGUAUCAAUCUGAACAAGUUGAUGCAAAAAUCAGGCAUUAUAAAAGCACGAGAAUCGAACCAUGAAUGAAAAUUUUCACUGCAUUUUGAUCGUGCACCUGAUAAAUUUACGAGUUUCGGAUGUGUAACUUUCGGAUAAAAAUUUAAAGGCGACUUUUUCAUAGCUAAGUUUAUACUUUAUUUAGAAAUUCAUGAAAAUGAUAAUGCAAAGAUCAAUUUCCUUAAAUAAUUACUGUUUAUAGGUUACAGCUAGACCCAUAGAAAGUGGAUAUAUUAGGCAGGAAACUGAAUGCUAUGCCGAUUCUUCUCCUUAAAUUCCUCAACUUCUCCCUAAAUUCUGUGGAGGGAGAAGUCACUUCUCCCUAAAAUUUUGACCUAGGAUGAUCCUUGUGUCCAUCUAUAAACAGUGUUUAUUCUGAUUUGUUAAAAUACAUGGAUGGCCAGACUUAAAUUUAAAAUGCUGUCUCUACCUAUACCUCUGGUAUGGUUUUAAAAUAUUUUCACUGAAAUGAUCCCUGGCUGACCAUCCAAAAAGAGUGUUCCUAUAUAUAUCUAUAUAUAAACAUAGCCACAAGAGCUAAAAAUAAAAAAAUCUUAAACACUCCGUUCCAACCACUGGUCCAAUUUUGAAAUGUGUCUUUGGUGACCCUCUACUAAAAUUAUUCAAAAACCAACUUGAUUUAUCUAAAGAAAAGCAUGUCUGCCAAGAGGGGGGUCUACUUUUCCCUAUGUGGCACUGUGGAAAACUUCUAAAAAAUUCUCACCUGAAUUAUGGGUCAUUUAUCAGAGUAAUUUUUCAGAAAUUUUCCUUCCUAAACUUGUUUGAGCUAUGAAACUCUGGUGAGUGAUACAGGGUGAUCUUGCUCUCUGUUUAUAUAGCAAGCAUAAUUACUGUACAUUUCUACAGAUAUUUUAGGACCUGUAACUAGUCACCAUUGUCAAGUUGUUAUUAAAUGAAAUGUAUAAUUAUAUAUUGGACCAUACCAUGUAUUAAAUGAUGCACAUUUUCCCACCAGAUACACUGCCUUUUGUCAAAGGCUGUGUGGUUUAUAUGUGAUAUUGUAAGCAUUAAUUUUUCAACCGAAUCACUUGCUGAUGGUAAAUACUGUAUACUCUGCGGUACUUUUCGGACGCUUUUAUUUUGUUGAUUUAACAGUCAGCAACCUUUUAUGCAUUUGUACGAAUUCCUGACUAGUACCUAGUUUCAUUAUCUCAACACAAAAGGAAGUUUUACAGAUGGUUGGUCGUGCAAUUUGUGAGUCAGUCUGUAACUGAAGAAUUCAUGACAUGAACUACGGAAGGUUGUGGUUCUGCCCAGGCGCCCGCCCAUGGUGAAAUAAUGCACAGAGUGGCACCUGGGGUCUUCCUCCACUAUUACAGCUGGGAAGUGUCCUUAUGACUUAAAAUUGUUUAGGUGCGACAGUAAACCCAACAAAAAACAAAAACAUGAACUACACAUAGAAUUCCAAUGAAACUUCAUGCACAUGAUCACCACAUUUCCUAUGUCAAAGUGGUAUAUUGCAGGGGUAUUAAUUAAAUUCAGUGAUAGCUCUAGUUUUAUCAUGAAAAGUUGGUCAAAGUUCAUGCCAGUUUUAAUUUUUUUCCCCUAAACCACAAAUACUACCAGAUAUAGUGUAUACAUGAUAUUGUAAAAAUGUGGGAUAUAUAUAAAUAUUGAUUUUUGAAUUGAAAGUAAUCUUGAGGUUUUUGCUAGCAGAAAGACAGAUAUUAUAAUUAUUUAAUGUGAUAUAUCUUUAAUAUAAACUGAAUUGUUUUAAACUAUAUGAUUAUGAUUCAUUCUAUGCAAGGUGUUAUAUUUUAGUUUAUGUGCCAUAUGCAUUCUGUUCAAAUAACUGUAUUAAUUGACAAAUACUCUUGGACUUUUUUUUGUGGGAGGCAUUAGUUGAGAUUUCAGAAUGUGUAGACGUAUGUAUUUUAAAUACCUACCUAUAAUACUAAAAAUUGUCAAAUAUAUUAAGUGGAUGACUUCACUCUAUGUAAAUUUACAUGGUUUUGAACAAAAUUAGGUUUUUAAAAUGUAUACCAUAUUUAAAUCUGGUUAAGCUUAAAAUAUUGUGAACUUUCCUAUCACAAGCACUGAAAUAUUGAAUAAAAAUACUUCUGGGACAUAAUAUAUGUUUACGCAUACGAAAUCUCAUAUUAUGUUAUUGUUAUACCUAACAAUAUCAGUGAUGUAUAUGUCUUUUACAUAAUGUAAAUCAAUAAUAAUGUGUAACAUUGUAUUAUAUACUAUGAACUGUUUUAACCGUUGGACACAAUUGGUUCCGCCUUUGCGAUCAGUGUAGAUCAUGAUCUGCUCUGUUCAGUCAGUAUCUUUUUGGUAAGCAUCCCUUUUAACAGUUAGUGGUACUGUCCAAAUUGGAAGAUGGACAAAUUCAUUAUAGAAAUUUAGCACGGUCAGGCUUAAAACCUAAAGUUGGACUUUAUCUGAUAUGUUGAGGAAAGUUUUUGACAUGCUACUAGGAAGUUACAGCAGUCAGUAACUUUUACUGCAUAGGUCUUCAUGUGACAGUCGUUCAGCUGCCUUUCGGAAGGUUGGUGGUUUUACCCUGGUGCCCACCUGUGCUUGAAAUGAAGCUAUAUGUCACCAUAUGAACUUUGUUGAUGUGAAUUUAAAAAAAAACAGAAUUCAGUCAGGUCAUUAUCGUUUCUUUGCCAUGCUGCUUCCUGUGUUAUUGUUAUGAAUUCAGUGCAAUAUGUUUGUAUAUAGUUAAGUGCUUGUUUAUUUGUUUAUUUUAUACGAGGAACAUUAGAAUAUUACCUUUAUCGGACUUCAAGUAAAGCUUCGUGAUUGGAACUUAUUGCCAAAACUGGGACAGAUAAAUUGCCUUGGGCAUUUUUAUGUCUCCAACAUGCAAUGGGGGAGACAUAUUAAUUUUUUGCUGUCUGUCUGUCUGUCACAGAGUUUGUCCACGUAACUUUUCUGGACAAAUUUACACCAAACUUCACAACAGUGAUCAUUUCCAAGCCUAGUUAUGCAUAUCAUCGGCAUUUUACGGUUUGAUUUUCAGCAGAGUUAUGGCCCUUGAUUAGCUGUAUUUUUACUUUGUACGAACAACUGCUGUGAUACCACCAUUAGGAAUUACACCACUCCACAAAAGUGGUCAUUGCCAAGUCCAGUUGUGCAUGACAUGGACAUAUUCUGGUUUGGUGUUUUUCAGCAGAGUUACCUCCCUUGAUCCAUCUGAUUUUAUGAUUCUAAAGUUCAUUCUCUUGUAUGAUAGGGCAGAUUUCCACCAAACCUUACAAGAGUGGUCGGUGCCAAUUCUUAUACAUAUUAUCGGCAUUGUCUGGUUCAGGGAUUUUAAGGGGAGUUUGUCAAAUUUAUGAUAUUUUUGCAACUUCUCUUACACCAUUGAGCAUACUUUUACAAAACCUUACAAGAGUUAUCAGUGCCAAGCCUAGUUAUACAUAUCACAGGCAUGUUCUGUUUCAGUGCUUUUCAGCAGGGUUAUGGCCUUUGAUUUGUCAUAUUUUACAGUGUUUACACAAUUGGGCAGAUUUUCACCAAACCUCACAAGUGAUUAAUGUGAAGCAUGGCAGUACAUAUUAUCAUCAUGUUCUGAUUAAAUUAUUUUCGGCAAAGUCGUGCCCCUUGAUUUGUCAAAUUCUUUAAUCUUUGCUAGUUCUCCGAUACCACCAGUUGGAAUUCCACUUAACUUCACACAAGUAACCACUGCCAAGCCUAGUUGUACAUAUAGUUGGAAUGUAAUGGUUCAGUAAUUUUCCCUGAAGUUAUGGCCCUUAAUUUGUGGCAUUUUACAAUUUGUGUGUGGUGAGUGGCGGGAGAAAUACAUUUUUCUUUUGUUAAAUUUUAACACAUUUCAGUACACUUACAUGAAAACUUAAAAUCUGCAUCUCAGUCAUUCUCAGAUAACAGAUGCCUGUCCUUGUUUGUCUUUGGACUAUAUCAUAUCUCUUACAGAAGAGUAAGCCUGCCUGCUUAUCUCAGUAAGGAGAGCGAAGAUCUACAGAUCGUGGGUUUGUGAGUUCGAUCCCAGAGCGGGGCAUACCGGUAUGUUCUACGUGACAAUUUGAGAAAAGACCUUUUUGUCUGAUAUCAUUCGUCCUCCACCUAUGAUUCAAGUGGAGAAGUUAGCAGUUACUUACGGAGAACAGGUUUGUACUGGUACAGAAUCCAGGAACACUGGUUAGGUUAACUGCCCGCUGUUACAUGACUGAAAUACUGUUGAAAAAUGGUGUUAAACCCAAAACAAACAAUCUUACAGAAGAGUAUGCUUCUUGGUGGCCAAUGGAUGCAGGUCUAUUUAUAGAGCAGUUGAGAUCUCAAUAUGUGUAUGCAUACUUGUAGAAAAAAAAUAAUUUGGAGACGUACAUAUGCAUACUAGUUGGGAAAUUUGGUAAUCAAUCCUCUAAACCCCAGAAUUAGGUUAACAGAUGUUUUUUGUAAAAUUUUUGUCGAAGAUCUUCUGAACUUCCCAUUUACUGAUUUUAAUACCAGCGAUCCUAAUUAAAUUUUAUGAUAGACUUCUACAGAUACCUACAAGUAUUAAAUCUCGAUGUCUCUAUUGAUAGAAUACAUUCUGAAUCAUUUCACUUAGUGUUGUUAUAAUUGUGUUCAAACUAAAGCCACCUUCGUUUGUCAAGAUAUCAUUGUAUGAGCGAUAUGGGCAAGACAAUGAUAUGUCAAUACAGAAUUUUGGAAUAUUGAUUUAAUAAAAGUAUGAAGAAAAUCAGGCAUAGAUUAAUAAAACAAAUGUUAACAGAUUAUUUAAAAAUAAAAUAAAAUAACUAUAUAAUUUGUAGAAUGCUUCCUUUUGUUUGAAAUCCUAAACAUUUCAAGGGUAAGAGAGAAUGUCUUUUUACUUAGAAAUUAACAGGGAUGGAUUUAUUUCAUCCUGCCAUUUCAAACAGAAGUCUGAUAGACAUGUUGAUGUACUGUGGAUAUUUAUUAUCAAUUGAUGUAUCAACAUUUCAGUCGGUGACUGCCUAGUUUAAACUGUUGUGCAUAUACAUACUUAUUGAAUUAUUGUGGCAUAUUUAUGAUUGAAUUAAUGAUUUUUAUCCUGUUCUGUUAUGAAACGGCUUAUUAAAUUCUUAAAGAAUG
Molecule: messenger RNA, 15484 nt
Organism: Mercenaria mercenaria
Lineage: Eukaryota; Metazoa; Mollusca; Bivalvia; Venerida; Veneridae
Product: exocyst complex component 6B-like
Exons: 24
Coding region: 9-2498 (829 amino acids)
Biological process (GO): exocytosis; Golgi to plasma membrane transport; intracellular protein transport
Cellular component (GO): membrane; exocyst
Source: RefSeq, a predicted model, not a curated record